AUGGCAUCUCCGUUCGGCGGCAAGCCUCUUGCGCCGCUCGAGUCAUCCGCGCAAGGAGAACAAGAAGAAGAGUCGGACUUUUACGAGCAUGUAGCAAAGCGCGCUCGAUUGCAUGCGCCCUCCUCGAGAUCAGGCUCUUUCCAAAGCUCUCCCUUCGCCUCACUCGGAGAGGCGGUUGCGCGGGACGAGGACUCGCGACCAUCACCAUUUGGUCGGACAGAUGCGCUCUCCGCCGGAGCAGCUGGACUCUCGAGCUCACCUUCUACCACUAUCGCACCUUUGUUACCGUCGCAAGAGUCCGUUUCGGGAACGAGAAGCCCAUCUCUCACUAGAGCAUCACCAUUUGGUGUCAACGAACCCAUGCGCUCUACCUUCGGAGCUACGGCGCAGCCGAAGCUGUCUUCUUUCGCAUCUUUUGGCAAACCCGCAGGCCCAGGCACACCGGCCUCAUUCGCUUCGUUUGGCAGGACAAGCGCGGAAUUUGGACCAUCGACUUCCUUCCGUACCAUGAAGAUGACUCCCCGAGAUCUUCAACCCUCUUCUGGCACACAAAAGAGCACUUCACCAGCUCAAAUUCUCGAAGGUGAUGAUAUUCUGGCGAAAGCUAUGCAGCGCGCGAUACAGAAGCGCAAGGCUGUCUUUGGUCACGAGGAUGUCGCUGCUGACAAGGCUGUGGGCGACUAUCUGACCCGUCUGGGUGCUCCAAAUGUGUCCACCUUGGCAAGCGAGCUGUCCGUUGUUGCGCAGCAACACCCAGUGGCCAUGGACUUCAUCCGUCACAUCUUCAAGAACAAUGCGCAGUCAAGCACACCCGCCGUGCAGGGAAUGUACGAAACUUCACGAUCUCAUUCUCAACGCAUGCCAACAAACAAUCUCGAAGCCCACGAGAGGAUCUCGACAGACCACUCAUUCUUCCUGCCUACGGAGAAAUCUGAAGCCCGACUGGCGCAGCUUCGGAAGGGGAAUUUGGACUUCACGACGGAUGGUCGACGCGAGUCGAGCGCCGACAAUUCGGCGCCUUGCAACUGCUCGGAACGCAGUGAAACAAAGACUCUGCCGGACACAGAAAAUGGCGAAGACAACCUACCCUUCCUCGUCCUCGACCUCCCGCCAGAGCUGCGAAUGGAUGUUCUGAAGUCAGCCCUAAACCCAGGCUUCAUCAGCCUCCGCAGCUGCGCCCACCAUCUUCCGGCCGGCACCAUUCCCGAAGUCUCACCUGCCCUCCUCCAGACAAGCAAGCAAAUCGGACACGAAGCAAAAGACCUCCUGCUCGAAAAUACUCUCAUUGUCAACGUCUGGGUCGACUGCUCCUCCCGCUCCGUCGUCAACCCUCACCAACUCCCCAGACAUCUCCACCCUUCCAUCAAACACCUCACCAUCGUCAUCGACUUCACGCCCAUCAUCACUAGCCCCGCCACGGAGCGCGACUGGCGUCCGUUUCAGCGCAUGACGAACUUGAAGACGCUUCGCAUCUGCGCAAUCAACGGCAUCACAAAGACCUCCGGAAGCUCGGUCCGGCGCGACGACAUCUACCAGGGCUGCGUCAAGGCUGUGGUUGAGCGGAUCCCCAAGGACUGCGUCGUGUCCUACGGAGCCCAUGCGCCUGCUGAAGAGGCCCACAUUGCAGACAUGACGAAGGCGCUGAACAAGCAUGGACAGAGGUACACUGGGCUGGGUUUCAGUGGAAGAUGCGGGGGCUGCUACAGCAUGCCUGGAGAGGUGAUUCUGGGUCAUUUCCGAGAGCUUGAGAAGGUCGAGAAGGUUGUGCAGGGAUGCAAGUCUGGGAGUACGUUGGAUUGGCGGUUCAUCAAAGAGGAACGCGAGGACACCGGUUGA
This is a messenger RNA of Zymoseptoria tritici IPO323, 1836 nucleotides long. RefSeq lists its product as uncharacterized. The transcript has a single exon. Lineage: Eukaryota; Fungi; Ascomycota; Dothideomycetes; Mycosphaerellales; Mycosphaerellaceae. The coding region runs from base 1 to 1836 and encodes 611 amino acids. The record is from RefSeq and is a predicted model, not a curated record.